UUCCCUCUACGUCCGCUCCCGCUCGCUCUUCAUCCAUUCAGCGAACGUUCCCAGCCGCAGAGGGACGCUUAAUUAACAGAUACCUUUCUCCCCUCUUUUGCCAGACUACCGCUGGACGCUGACCGCUUUACAGCAUUUACACCAAUCUGACGUACACUUCCAGUUUGCACCCAGAAGGAUGACAAAAUUAUGUCAUAAUAUCUUCAUAUGAAAGGAGAAUGUAACCAUCUAGCGACUCCACCUGGCCUCCCUUCACUGAAGCCCCAUGAAGGAUGCUACUGAACAGUGAGAAUCCCAUAAACUUAUCAUCAUUGCUGCUUGGAGAGUGCUUCUCAACAGUAUAUAAUGAGCGAGGACUCAUCAACGUCGACAUCGAUAUCAGAAGACGAGUUAUCAAGUUCAUCACCACCGCCUUCAACGAAUCCAUCACGUAGUAAAUCCCGUCCACGUCCGAGUUCACGUUCACCUGGAUCACGCUCUAGAGACGGUUCUCGACGUUCAGUCUCAUCUUCAAGGGAAGAAUCGAGGAGAUCGAGUAAUGAGAUGAGCAUUCGUAGAUCAAAAGGAAAUAAAGAAGAUUUAAGCAAAACGACGGACGACAAUACGUCUUCUGCGCCAAGCGACGACGAGGGGAGCACCAUGCCAGACAAAAAGGAGGAAAAUACGAAGGCGACAGCGGAUAUGGGGGGUUCAAGCGUAGAGAAGGAAUCUAGCCAAACCCUAGCUACCUCAAGCGCUCCAUCUCCUCCCGCCACCGCCUCUGUACCCACAUCCACUGCCGUAUCGGAACCAUCCGAGCCAGCUGAUGCCUACGGCACCGCGCUCCUCUCCUUCUCUACUUCCGCUCAAACCCUCUCCUCCAUCGAUCCCUUCUUUACCAUCCCUGAACCGGAAACAGGGAAACGGUAUCAGGAGAUGUUUGAUAGAGCGCGAAAAGAUGCGGAUGAGGUGUAUAAAAAGUUGCUGGAUUAUUUGGAUAAGAGGGCUAAUGGGGAGGGGGGUAUAGAAGGAGAGAAGGGAGGAAAGGGGGAGGGGAAAGGAGAGGAGGAGGAGAAAGUGGCGAAGAGCAAGGCAUCUACUGCACAACCAUCACCACCCUCCUCGGAACCUCCAAACUUGGAUGCGACAAGUGUUCCGCCCACUGAUAUCAAAACCGAGACCACUACAUGUGCACCUUCUGCCCCUCCCUCCUCUCCUUCUGCCGAUAAUAAAACCACAUAGGAGAAGGUUGAAAAGAAGGACAGCGUUAAACAAGAAAUCGCUGACAAGGCUAAAUCCGAAGAUACAACCGUCGCCGCACUUGCAGCACCUGCAGAACCUACAGCAUCAUCAAUUGAUGGAGAGGAAAAGGAAGAAAAAGCAGAGAGCAAAGAGAAGAAGUGAAUGAAUUUGCACUUCAACUGUGGAUCAACUUUUCAGAAACGAGACCGUUCGUCUAUCAGAUAUCUCUGCACGCGUUCACACAUCCCAUUGAAGGUGAUUUUUCACAUAGAAGAGUGAGAUGCAUUUAUAUGCAACUGUGC
Cryptococcus deneoformans JEC21 is the source of this 1523-nucleotide messenger RNA. RefSeq lists its product as hypothetical. The record is from RefSeq and is a predicted model, not a curated record. The transcript has 2 exons. NCBI's taxonomy places the organism in Eukaryota, Fungi, Basidiomycota, Tremellomycetes, Tremellales, Cryptococcaceae. Bases 346 to 1221 code for a protein of 291 amino acids.